Messenger RNA from Seriola aureovittata, 5444 nucleotides. RefSeq names its product euchromatic histone-lysine N-methyltransferase 1b (gene ehmt1b). The record is from RefSeq and is a predicted model, not a curated record. The transcript has 26 exons. Gene Ontology annotation, cellular component: nucleus. Gene Ontology annotation, molecular function: zinc ion binding; histone methyltransferase activity; protein-lysine N-methyltransferase activity. NCBI's taxonomy places the organism in Eukaryota, Metazoa, Chordata, Actinopteri, Carangiformes, Carangidae. The coding region runs from base 251 to 4174 and encodes 1307 amino acids.
CCUCCAGCUUAGAGAAAUGACUGACUGAGCAUGCUCUGUGGAGACCCUCUGAAGAAGAGGGCCGACAGAGGGAGCCAUCAGGUCACAUGACCGGCGAGGUGAAUGUGCAUGCGGGGAAAGAAAAGGAAAAGAGGAACAAUCUGUUCGACACAUUCUCGCUCUCUCUCCCUCUCUCUGUCCUCCCCCUUCCCUCUCUCCCUCUCUCUCUCUCUCAAACACACACACCCUCUCUGACGCCUUCUUCUUCUCAAUGGAGGCCAUGAGAAGAAAGCAGCCGGCUGGUCUAGCCAAGGGCAGUGCGGAUAAGGGUGCAUCUGCAAAGAAAGAGGGCCUCAAUCCAGCAAGCAACGGAGAGACGUCAGAUGGAGACAAAGACGUAGCAGCCAGGCUGGCCUCCUCUCCUGCAGCAGAGGCGAUGCUCAAUGGCACCGAAUGUGACGAUACGAGGCACAAGAGCCCGACACACGGCUCCGCAACAGGCAGCAACAAGACUUUACUGUUGGCGAAUGAAAAUGGUUUGCCUGACAUGGAGCCACCGCACGGUUCUGUUACUGGAAGCAAUGGAUUCAUCCUCACGAAGCAGCAGCAGCAGCAGGAAGGCAGCUCUGCAGUGAUGCCAGGUUUGGGGGUUUCCCCUCCCAGGACUAACUGGUUGCCUUCGGGCACAUCAACAGGGGGACAUAUGGUCAAACCCCUCCCUGCCUCGGCAUCAGGGUGUGCACAGACUUCUGGUGCAUUAAGGACUGACCCCAGUACAGGGACUACGUUGGGACAGGGUAUAUCAGACACUAAAAAUGGCACAGCCCCGUCUCCUGCACCGGCUCCAGCACCCGUCACGAUACACAGAGCGCGCAAGACCAUGUCCAGACCUGCUGUCAGCCCGGCACAAAAGCUUCUUAACAGGGAAUUAAGAGAAGCAAAAAGUGCCAAAAUGGAGAAAAUGGAGACUCACGUUGCACCUGACACGCAGAAAUCCUUGCAACAGUCGUCCUCCCAGAACCAUCUACCUCAGAGUCCACCAGACACGCCAGCUUCAGCACAAACUGCGUCAUCCGCUUCACCAGCACCUCCGCCAACUCCAGCUCCUCCGGCUCCAGCCCUAACCAAGCUCCAACUAGGCUCUUACUCAGGAGGGUUGUCAUCCCGUAAGAAGAAGAGGAGGAUGGGAACAUACAGCCUGGUUCCCAAGAAGAAAACCAAAGUGCUUAAGCAGAGAACUGUGCUUGAAAUGUUUAAGGAACUACAGCAGUCUGCCAAGAGCCCACAGACUAAAGAGGUAGCAAACAUAAAUGGGGAGAAGGUGGAAAAUGCCUCUGAGGAGGAAGAGUCGGAGGAGGUGGAGUCUGAGGAAGAGGAAGGUCAGCAGCCAGCAGAAGAACCUGUCCUUGCUGUUCAGGCAGCAACACCUGAACCCAUCUCUCAGGUGGGAGAUGAUCAGGAGUCUGAAGAGUCUGGAGAAGAAGAUGGAGAGGAGGAGGGCACAGAGUCCGACAUGAGCACAGAGUCGAGUCAGAAGAAGAAGUUGAAAAAGAAAACAAAAGGAGACAGCGCGUGGCUCAGGCCGUCCAGGAAACGAAAGAGGAGGAUAAAGGCCAAAGACCUGGAGGUGGUGGCUCAGCCUCAGGCUUCAGCUCAGGCCCUGGCAGGUGAUGGGAAGGAGUACACACACAUUCUCCCCCCUGAGUCUGUCAACCUCAACAAGCCUCAAGAGCCGGCGGUACCAAACAAAGGCGUUUCAGGGUCAGCGGUCGAAGAGGCUCAGGAGCUUCCUCUCUGCAGCUGCCGCAUGGAGACGCCCAAGAGUCGAGAGAUUCUCAUCCUGGCAGACAGGAAGUGCAUGGCCACAGAGAGCGUUGAUGGACAGCUGACCCGCUGCCAGGGGGCUGUGCUGAAACAUGAGAUGAUGCGUCCCUCCAAUUCUGUCCAGCUGCUGGUUCUGUGCGAGGACCACCGCAACGGCAUGGUGAAGCACCAGUGCUGCCCCGGCUGCGGCUUCUUCUGCAGGGCUGGGACCUUCAUGGAGUGCCAACCAGACGUCAGCAUCUCUCACCGUUUCCAUCGCGCUUGUGCCUCGGUGCUGAAAGGUCAAAGUUUCUGUCCCCACUGCGGAGAGGAGGCCAGCAAGGCCAAGGAGGUCACCAUCGCCAAGGCCGACACCACCUCCACUGUGCCCGCUGCACUCGCGCACGGUCCCGCCACACCUGGGGCCCCCGAGGGCAGAGCGGACACCACCACCGGCAGCUCUUCCCGUCUGGCCGUCGGGGCUGAGGCCAGCGGCCGGGCCGACAGCUCACUGUCUGUUCGUUCUGCACAGGAAUUCGACCCCUCUGCUGUUCCUGGGUCGUCCAGGACUGCAACACUGCAGACCAGUAUGGGAACAACAGGCUCACCAAUAGUUCCUCCAGGACCACCCAGAGAAACCCUGGAGAGCAUCCUGGUAGCUCUCGACACAGAGAAGCCCAAGAAGCUGCGCUUUCACCCCAAGCAACUUUAUCUCUCAGCCAAACAGGGAGAGCUCAAGAGGGUCUUGCUCAUGUUGGUGGAUGGCAUCGACCCCAACUUUAAGAUGGAAUCGCAGAAUAAACGCACACCACUGCACGCAGCAGCUGAGGGAGGACACAAAGACAUCUGCCACAUGCUCGUACAGGCCGGUGCAAACUUGGACAUGUGUGAUGAAGAUCAGCGGACACCGCUGAUGGAGGCCUGUGAGAACAACCACAUGGAGACGGUACUGUACCUGCUGAGGGCUGGAGCCAGCGCCUCACACAAGGAUGUUGAAGGGUUCACGUGUCUCCACCUAGCAGCGAAGUCUGGCCAUUACAACAUUGUUGAGCACCUUCUGAACACAGGACUGAUCAACAUAAACUGUCAGGAUGAUGGAGGGUGGACGGCCAUGAUCUGGGCGACAGAGUACAAACACGUGGACCAGGUGAAGCUGCUUCUGUCCAAAGGAGCCGACAUCAGCAUCAGGGACAAGGAAGAAAACAUCUGCCUUCACUGGGCGGCGUUCUCUGGCAGCGUGGAGAUCGCCGAGCUGCUCCUGAACGCUCACUGUGACCUGCAGGUUGUCAACAUCCACGGAGACUCUCCCCUACACAUCGCUGCUCGAGAGAACCGCCUGGAUUGUGUCUCGCUCUUCCUGUCUCGAGGAGCGGAUGUGUUUCUGAAGAACCGGGAGGGGGAAACUCCUCCGGACUGCUGCAGCCACAACUCAAAGGCCUGGGCGGCUCUGCAGGCCAACAGGAGGGAGAGGGACGCCAAGAACAUGAGGCUCAGUCAAGCAGAGGAAAAAGUCCUUCACAGUGAUAUAGCUCUGGGCCAGGAGAGAGUUCCCAUUCCCUGUGUCAACUCUGUUGACAGUGAACCUUAUCCAGACAACUACAAAUACAUCCCUGAGAACUGUGUCACCUCCCCCAUGAACAUCGACAGAAACAUAACACACUUACAGUACUGUGUUUGUAAAGAGGAUUGUUCGGCAAGUAUCUGCAUGUGUGGACAGCUCAGUCUACGCUGCUGGUACGACAAGAGCGGCCGUCUUCUCCCUGAAUUCUGCCGUGAGGAGCCUCCCCUCAUCUUUGAGUGCAACCAUGCGUGCUCCUGUUGGAGGACCUGCAAGAACCGCGUCGUGCAAAAUGGACUCAGGACCAGGCUUCAGCUCUUCAGGACCAGUAAGAAGGGCUGGGGUGUCCGGGCCCUUCAGGACAUACCGCAGGGGACCUUUAUAUGCGAGUACGUAGGGGAGAUCAUCUCAGAGGCAGAAGCAGAGAUGAGGCAAAACGAUGCUUACCUGUUCAGUCUGGAUGAUAAGCCACAAGACUUGUACUGCAUCGAUGCCCGUUUCUAUGGAAACAUCAGCCGCUUCCUCAAUCACAUGUGCGAGCCCAACUUGUUUGCCUGUCGAGUGUUCACAACGCACCAGGACCUUCGUUUCCCACACAUCGCCUUCUUCGCCAGCGAAAACAUCAAGUCUGGAGAGGAGCUCGGAUUUAACUAUGGUGACCACUUCUGGGAAGUCAAAAGCAAGCUGUUCAACUGCGAAUGCGGCUCCUCGAAGUGCAAGUACUCGUCGGCAGCCAUGGCAUCGCUGCAGGCCGACAGUACACCGGAGGACCAGCGGCAGCCCAGCGCGUCACCUGACACCAGCUCUUCCAACAGCCCCCCCAGUCCCUCAUAAAACCCUCCUCCUGACACUAAGCUUCGCUACACAUACAGGACUGUGUCCAUUCUCCAUGAACUUUGAACUUUUAUCAGUGAACUUGUACUGUAUCUCCACUUCUUAUGAAAUGACCAUGGACCAUAGACAACAACAAAAACAACAACAGCAACAACACACACACACACACACACACACACACAGACACACACAGACACACACACACACACACACACACACACACAGAAGCAGAUGCACAAUCAAAUCCUGGAAGAAGUGACUGCUCCUUUAUUCCACCUUGUGUAACAUGAACAGCAGAGGGCAGCACAGCGAGACUGUCUUUACAUUUCAUACACAACUUUACUGGGAGGGAGAACUGUGCAUUUUGUCUUUUGUUUUUUUUGGUUUUUUUUUUAAAGAUAACUGAUUGACAUUGAUAAAUGACUUUUCUUAGAGUCAUGAUCAAGGAGUUUCAGGGGUUGGGGAUAAGCGAAUCGUUGUCUUUUGCAAAGACAACCUCAGCAUACAGCUGUGUUUAACUUGUUUGACCGCUGUGGUCAUUUAUCAUGAACCAUUCCAGCAAAAUUAGCUGAUAAAUAUUGGAUUUUGUUGCCACUUUUUUGUGUCACUUCAUCUUUGUUGCAGUGUUUGAAUGGAUGUCCAACAUUUGCCACCACGGUUGAUUAUAAAUUGAAGAAUUAACUGACAUGAUGUGAAAAAGUGGACUUUGUUUUUUUAAAUUUGCUACUCGAAUGAGUAUAGAUUGUCCGAAAGAAAGAUGCUGUACCAUUCCUCAAAAAUGAGGCGUUUCUAGUCUGAAUAAAUUGGCUGAGCUUUUUUUUAUAUUAAGCAUGGGGAUCUUAAUGUGUCAGAUGUUUCGCCACAGCUGUGGAGGAGUUAAAAUGGUUGAAAUGGAAUUUAAAAAAGAAAAAAAUAACAUGGUGCUGACAAAGGUUUUUACUUUUGUUUUCAUUUGUAUUACCCAAGUGAACAUAGUUUGUAAAAUAAGAGAACAUUUUAAGUUUUUUUAUGUUUAAUUUUUCUAAUGUAGUUACUGUAGUUAGCCUGUUUUUAAUUUUGUCUCAUGAUUUUUGCCGACAGACGCCAACCCAUCUUUUUAAAUGUUGUUAGUAAAGCAGUGACUGUUGUGCAAAGUUUUGAAAGGUAUAACUGAGAAAAAAAAAGGUUAUAAAAAUGCACUUCCAUUACGUUCUGUUACAUACUUCUGGACCGUGAACCAUCCAUCUAAUUGGUUGUAUCUUUUUCAAUAAAUUUACUACUAAUACAUUUA